GUCGCAGUGUUUCCGUGCAGAUCUCGAGCUGAGCUGAGAGAUCGUACAAAACAAGCAAUCUUUCGGUUAAGUUCGGUUGGCUUGAAAAACUGUGUGGUGAUACAACACGAUAACGUGCCAACAUGUUCAAGUUUAGUGUGAUUGUAAUUAUUGCUAUGGUCGCAGCAGUCCUUGCCGAACCACCGGUGAGCUCCGGUUAUUCUUAUUCCGGUGGCCACAGUCACGAUCAUGGCGACUCCGACGGAGGUUACAUCGCAGUCAACAGUGGACACCAGUCAUCGGAAGGGCUGCACAUUGAUUCACAUUUACUGCAUAAGGUGAAGGAGAUACUGGUCGAACACGAGAACAGUGGAUCAGGAUCGUCUUCCUACAGCAGUGGCCACUCAUCGCACUCAAUUUCGGCCCCAUCAACCUCAUACGGAAUUCCUUCCUCGUCCUAUGGAGCACCAGCGCACUCGUAUGGACCCCCGCCAUCUCCAGUCUACGGUGUCCCCUCGUUCGGAGGACAUUCUUCUCGUGUGACUGGAGUGGAACUUGGUCACGUACGGCAGGGAAUUCAGCUUGCUCAAUUCUACAAAACCCAAAGUGCUCCAUCCUAUUCAUCCCAUUCAUAUUCGGCCCCAUCCUUUGCUUCACAUUCUUCCUACUCUGUACCUUCUUUUGCUUCCCAUUCUUACUCGGCACCUUCCAUCUCAUCCCAUUCCCAUUCGUCACAUUCCUCGUUAUCCAUCCCAUCCUCCUCGUACGGAGUGCCAUCUUCUUCAUACGGUGCUCCAUCUUCUUCGUACGGUGCUCCAUCAUCUUCAUACAGUGUUCCGUCGUCUUCGUACGGAGCUCCAUCUCACAGCAGCAAUCACUACCCAGCUCGGGUUCCCUCGUUCCGUCCAGCUCCUGUGUAUCAUGCUCCAUCUACCAGCUAUCACGCACCGUCUUUAUCAAGCUACCACGCACCAGCUCCAGUGUAUUCAGCUCCCCGACCUGUCUACGGCACACCUCAUUUCCAUUGAAACGUUAGUUCGACACAUCUAGAAUAUCUAAGUCAUUCCAUUUUGUAGAUAAUUUAUUCCCCCGUACUAUCAUUACUUGCCGAGUUGUUGACGAAAAAAUAUAUUGUUAUCAAAAAUAAACCAAAAA
Malaya genurostris is the source of this 1134-nucleotide messenger RNA. RefSeq names its product pro-resilin-like. NCBI's taxonomy places the organism in Eukaryota, Metazoa, Arthropoda, Insecta, Diptera, Culicidae. The coding region runs from base 123 to 1007 and encodes 294 amino acids. The transcript is spliced from 2 exons. The record is from RefSeq and is a predicted model, not a curated record.